AUGGGAGAAGUUAUGUCAAACAAGGAAAGCUCUUUGGCACACGUUUCCUCUUGCAUGAAACAUCAUGAUGGCCUUACUCUCUUGUCCAAGAAUGCUGCUGGAAAUGAUUCUUUUAUUUCCAUCAAGGAGUCUUGCUUUGAAGGUUCCUCCCUUAAUCUCUCCUCAACAAAGCUUCCUGAACAGACUUUUCCAGCAUCCUCUUCCUCAGCUCCGGUUACUGAAGUUAAACGCUCUUGGAAUAAUUUAUUCAAGGAGAAACAAGUAUCAAACCUGAAGCUUGAGUACUUUCCUCCUUCAGAAAUCCUUGCUGGAGGAAAGUACUCUAUUUCCCCUCCUCUUGAAGUUGCGGAUGAAGGUGCAAAGAGAUGGGAGAAGUGUGCCAUUGGUUUUUUCAUGGGAAGAAGAAUGUCUUUUCUCCUUGUCAAAAGGUAUGCAAUCCGUCAUUGGUCCAACUAUGGGCUUACUGAUUUUAUAUCCACUGGAAUGGGAGUCUAUCUUCUGAAAUUCAAGGAUGAAGAAGGAAUGAUGAAAGUCUUAGAAGAGGAGACAUGGAUGAUAGGUGGGCAGCCCCUCUUUGUUAGGAAAUGGAAAAAGAAUCUCUCAAUGGUAGCGGAAAACAUAAAGAAAAUAGCAAUGUGGGUAAAAUUCUAUGGAGUACCUCUGGAAUAUUGGAGCUUGAAGGGGUUUAGCCAUAUUGCUAGUGUCUUAGGUCGCCCCCUCUAUGUGGAUUCUGUUACAGAGGAAGGGAGUCGUUUGGAGUUUGCCCGUAUUUGUGUGGAGAUUAACGUAAACCAUGAUUUCCCGGAGAAAUUGGAGCUUGUACUGCCAUCAAAAGAAAGAGUUGAUAUUCGGCUGGAAUAUGCAUGGAAACCUUUAAAAUGCAAACUGUGUAAUAUGUUUGGUCAUGGAAAUGAAGAGUGUAAAAGGAGAGUGGAAAGAGGAGAAGCGGAAAAAGGAAAGUAUGGCUUGUAUAAAGGAAAAAAGGUGAGUAGUAAGGAGGAUGCCUCGGAUGCAAAUGUAGGCAUGGCAACUUCUGAAAUUCAAAAUACGGCUGGAAAUAACAAUGGAAAUGGUAGACUAAACUUAAUGAUCCCUAGGAGGAAGCUAGAGGAGGGGAAGAAAAAAGUUGACAAUAGUAUGGCGAAGAUGAAUAAUAACAAAUUUGUAGCCUUAGCCACAAUUGAAAACAUUGAAAUGACAGCAGCUCAAGAUGUAGGGGAGACUGCCGUGUUAGAUGAGUCACAUGAGGAAUUAGGCCCUUCAAAUAGAUUGGAACCUACGAAUGGUGCAUCUUCCAGUUCCGUGAUAUCUAGAGUGGCUGAUCUAUCAAGUGUGGAGCAGAUGGAGGAAAUUCUUACAAAAGAUGGAAAUUCGGAUCAAGAGCUUUGUGAAUCUCCAGCAAUUAACCACUUUGGAGGCAAAAUUAAGGUUGAUGAGGUGGAUUUCAAAAGGGAGAAGGGUGAUACUCUUAGCAAAUUGCAACGGAGGAGAUUGGCCACUAUUAAUCUCAAUGUUAUUGUGAAUGAUGGUCAAUAUAUACAUUGUGAGGUGAAGCUUGUUAAGGAGAAUUCUAGCAUUGGCUUGACAAUAGUCUAUGGCAGCAAUAAUCCUAUGGAGAGGAAGGUUCUUUGGCGAAAUCUCAUAAAUCAAUCCCAUAUGAUGCAAAAUACACCUUGGAUCAUAAUGGGAGAUUUCAACACUAUCAAGAACCCUCUAGAAAAGAUUGGUGGGGCACCUUGGGGUAAUUACUACUGUGAAGACCUUAAAAAUUGCAUGAGGGAAGCUGAAUUGGAUGACCUAAGGUUCAUGGGCCAUCUCCUAACUUGGAGUAACCGUAGUGAAGGAGGAAGAAGGAUUGCAUGUAAACUUGAUAGGGCUCUUAUCAAUGAUUCUUGGAAGGAUGUAUUCCCAAAUGCCAUGGCUCAUUUCCUCAACCCCUCCAUUUCCGAUCAUUCUCCAUGUUUGGGCGGAUGUGCAUUCCAUAUCUCUGAUAAAAGGGGUAUUAGAGUGCUUUCACUCUUGGUCCGGACUUAG
This is a messenger RNA of Mangifera indica (mango), 2034 nucleotides long. RefSeq lists its product as uncharacterized. The transcript has 3 exons. Lineage: Eukaryota; Viridiplantae; Streptophyta; Magnoliopsida; Sapindales; Anacardiaceae. The record is from RefSeq and is a predicted model, not a curated record. Bases 1 to 2034 code for a protein of 677 amino acids.